Messenger RNA from Sclerotinia sclerotiorum 1980 UF-70, 774 nucleotides. RefSeq lists its product as hypothetical. Gene Ontology annotation, molecular function: transmembrane monodehydroascorbate reductase activity. NCBI's taxonomy places the organism in Eukaryota, Fungi, Ascomycota, Leotiomycetes, Helotiales, Sclerotiniaceae. The record is from RefSeq and is a predicted model, not a curated record. The transcript has 3 exons. The coding region runs from base 1 to 774 and encodes 257 amino acids.
AUGGCAUCCGUAACAGGAAUCCCCGAAAACCCACGCGUAGCCACGGGAGAGCUCCAAAAUCCCCACGAAGCAGGUUACGGAGAAGAAGAACCCUUACUCGGACGAGCAGGCGAUGCAUCACAACAAGAAGGACGACCAUUAAUUUGGAACCUAGCACUUGGAACCGCAACAAUAACCCAAAUCGCCCUCCUCCUCCUCACCGCCCACAUCUGGGCCAGUAUAUUCCUCUCUCCUACCGGUCUAAUCCUCUUUUCGGCACAUCCACUCCUCAAUUCCAGCGGCCUCCUCUUUCUCACGCAAGGAAUUCUUAUUCUCCAACCUACGCAUACCGCGACUCAGAAACGUCAGGGUACACUCGUGCACGCGUGGUUUAACUCGCUGGCACUUAGCUUGUUAAUCGCGGGAUUGGUUGUUAUUGAGGUGAAUAAAUUUGCGCAUAGGGGUAUUCAUUUUGAAUCUGCGCAUGCUAUUCUCGGCCUAACAACCUACAUCCUCCUCCUCCUCCAAACCCUAAUCGGCACAACCCAAUACUUCACCCCCUCCCUCUACGGCUCCCCCCAAACCGCAAAAGCAAUCUACAAAUACCACCGCGCAAGCGGUUACCUCAUUCUCCUCCUCAUGCUCGCUACCAUCUCCGCUGCUACAUGGACGCCUUUUAAUGAAAACGCGUUGCAUAUUAAGAGUUGGGCUGUGAUUGGCUGUGCGCUGUUGAUGUUGGUUGGGAUGGUGCCGAGGAUUAAGAAGGAGAAAUUGGGAUUGGGGAGGAGGAAUUGA